GCCUUUGCUUUUCACGCCUAGCAUCGCAAGGCUACGAUAUGCACACUGCAUUUUCUAACAAAUACGUAUUUUGUUAUCGUUAACGAACAAGACUAUAAUAAUUACUCGUUAUAAGUCGGCCUUUAAUAUGAUGGUUAGCUGUGGUUGUGCACUUGAUCGUGGUCGUUCUCUACUGGAAACAUCAGCCAUUUAAGCUAGUUAGCCUAGUUGGUUAAAAAUGAGUUGCAACAAUCAGUAUCAGCACGGCCGGGAUUAUUUUAAACACAUGUAUCUACGACCGAAUCACAACCGUACUGAUAUCCAGCAACAAUGCGCUAUCUCGUUUGAUGUUGCUUUUAUACAACAGUUAAACAAGCACCGUUUAUUAGUUAGGCUAGGACCAAUGGAAACGGACUAUGAUUUUUGAUUUAUUUAAUCAUUUAUCUGGCUCCACCAACACAAAAUAGUUCCGCAACUCCGCUGUAAUGUAGAAACACAAACUUUUUGCAGAGAGACUGUCUCUCGGAUAGGAGAAACAUAUUAGAACAUAUCUCUUUACUGUUAAUAUUUUUGGGGUGCAAAGUGCUAGAAAUUCGUAAUGUGUAGGGCAGCAUCGGCCCUUACAGGCAGGCUUGAUAUGCGCAAGACAUGUUCGGGACACCAUUCGUUUUGGGCCAAUCGCGGUAGUGCUUAGCUGUCAGAGAGCACAUUUCUAAGAUGUAUUAGAGUUCAGUCCCUUUGCAGUGUUUAUUGCGGUUUUGACUCCUUGAAGCACAAUAAUAAUAAGACUUUAUUUAUAUAGCACAUUUCAUAUAAGAAUUGCGGCUCAAGGAGCUUUACAUAAAAUCAAUAAAAACAAUAAUACAAGUGAGAAAAGUAAUAAUUGAAAUAGCAAAUAAUAAUAUAAUUAAUGAAACUAGUAAAACCCUUCUGAGAUAAAAUUAGUGAAAUGCUUUGAUAAAAAGUCUGAUUGUGGCAGGUUCGGGCCCAUGGACCCGCCCACUAAACCCGGAGCCAAUCAGGUGGCUGAUGUGGUGUUUGUCAUCGAAGGAACAGCCAAUCUUGGCCCUUAUUUCGAAUCCCUGAGAAAAAACUACAUUUUACCUGCCAUUGAGUACUUCAACGGAGGGCCGCCUGCAGAGACUGAUUUCGGAGGAGACUACGGCGGCUCCCAGUAUGGCCUGGUGGUGUUUAACACAGUGGACUGUGCUCCAGAGUCCUAUGUCCAGUGUCUCGCACCGACCAGCUCUGCAUUCGAGUUUGUGUCCUGGAUCGACAGCAUCCAGUUCAUGGGAGGGGGUGCGGAGAGCUGCAGUCUCAUAGCAGAGGGCCUGUCUGUGGCUCUGCAGCUGUUCGAUGACUUCAAGAAGAUGAGGGAGCAAAUAGGCCAGACCCACAAGGUGUGUGUCCUGCUGUGUAACUCCCCCCCGUAUCUGCUGCCGGCGGUGGAGAGCGUCAGCUACACGGGCUGCACCGCCGACAGCCUGGUGAAGAUCAUCAGAGAUAGAGGGAUCCACUUCUCCGUGGUGGCCCCACGGAAGCUUCCGGCGUUGCGGGCGCUGUUUGAGAGGGCGUCGCCCGUGUCCGGUCCGGCAGAGCCCCCCCACCCAGACUAUAGCCAAGACCCCUUCCACAUGGUGCUGGUCCGGGGCAUCGCUCUUCCCCUUUCUGCAGGAGGAGGGCCAGGCCCGCUGAAGGCAGUUCUUCCCCCCCAGCCUCUGUCCGUCAGCCAGCCUCUUGGAGCUGCACCCCAGCCUCCUCCUCCAAUAAGCACGGCCCAUCCAUACCAGCCUGCAGCCUCCCUCAACGCGGCCCAGUUAGCGGCCCAGAUGGCUGUGGAGGCCGCCAACAACCAGAAGAGUCGUUUCCCAGGCAUGGGGAACCCGGGGCCUCCCUUCAGCGGCCAGCCCAGCCUGCCCUCUGUAGCCGGGGUGAAGCUGGCUCCCUCCAACCCGCCCAGCCUGGCCACCGUCACCACCGUCUCCACUCCCAUGAUGCCCCAGCAACAGCCCCCUCCCAGCCAGCUGCAGCAGGGGCCGCCCCCGGGGCCACCAGCACCCAAUCAGCAGCAAGUGCCUCCCCCCCAACAGCAGCCCUCGGUGAACCAGCAGCCCCCACCCUCCUCACAGCCUGGCAUGCCUGGCGUAUCUGCAGCCAACGCGAUUGGACAGGCGCAGCAAGGAGUAGCCAAUAAGAUAGUAGCAUGGAGUGGUGUUCUGGAGUGGCAGGAGAAGCCCAAAGCUGCAUCUAUGGAUUCCAACACCAAACUCACCCGCUCGCUGCCCUGCCAGGUGCAGGUGAACCAGGGAGAGAAUCUGAAUGCUGACCAGUGGCCACAAAAACUGAUAAUGCAGCUGAUUCCACAACAGUUAUUGACGACCCUGGGUCCUCUCUUCAGGAACUCUAGAAUGGUUCAGUUUCUCUUCACCAACAAAGACGUGGAGUCGCUGAAGGGUCUCUACCGCAUCAUGGCUAAUGGAUUUGCGGGCUGUGUGCACUUCCCCCACAGCGCCCCGUGUGAGGUGCGCGUGCUCAUGCUCCUCUACUCCUCUAAGAAGAGGAUCUUCAUGGGGCUCAUCCCCAACGACCAGAGCGGCUUUGUCAACGGCAUCCGCCAGGUCAUCACCAACCACAAGCAGGUCCAGCAGCACCGCUCGCUGGGCUCUGGAGGCCCCAUGGUGCCGGGACAGGUCCCCUCCAACCAGAACUUCCUCAACAGACCCACUGGACCCAUCCCCGUCUCCCACGGCAACGUCCAGCAGCAGUCUGUGGUGGGGGGUAUGUCUCCUCUUAGUCAGGUCUCUAUGAUGGAGGAUCAACACAAACAGAUCAGCCUGAUGACGAUGAGAGCCGCAGGCACAGCCAAUCAGCAGCCUCCAGUUACCGGCGCCCCGCCCAAUCAGGUCGCCCAGGGUGGCCAAGCCCCGCCCCAGGGGACUAUGCUUCGCCUUCCAAAUCCAGGAGCCAAUCCACAGCUGCGCAGUCUACUGCUCAGCCAACAGCAGCCACAGGGGGGCGUGCCCCACAUGCAGGGGAUGAUGUCUCACCAGGGCCUGGGCCAGCAGCUCGUCCACCCCACCCCAGGAGGGGGCGCUCAGAUGCAGGCGCAGUGGCGCCAGCCUCUCGGAGGCCAGAUGCUGAUGGGAGCCGGUCCGAGAGGCUCUGUGCAGGGUCCAGGGAUGCCUCAGGUCUCCAGCGUCAUGGAGGACGAGAUACUUAUGGACCUUAUUUGACCUCCGACCCCCCAGAGACUUAAACAAGCUGCUGUUUCAGACUGUGCACAUGAAUCCGCACACUCAUCACCCCCUUUCAGAGGAAUAAUGAUUACAUUUGUCUCCUGCUUCAUAUUCUUGUAUUGUUGAUAUAAAGUCUUUUUUUAAUGAGGUUUUACUUUCCUGAAGUUUUGUUUGAAGUAUUUACGAUGUUUAAAUAAUAAAUAGAAAUUAAGAUA
Hypomesus transpacificus is the source of this 3430-nucleotide messenger RNA. RefSeq names its product mediator complex subunit 25 (gene med25). NCBI's taxonomy places the organism in Eukaryota, Metazoa, Chordata, Actinopteri, Osmeriformes, Osmeridae. Gene Ontology annotation, cellular component: transcription regulator complex; mediator complex. The coding region runs from base 969 to 3212 and encodes 747 amino acids. The transcript has 20 exons. Gene Ontology annotation, biological process: positive regulation of transcription by RNA polymerase II. The record is from RefSeq and is a predicted model, not a curated record.